This is a messenger RNA of Sitodiplosis mosellana (orange wheat blossom midge), 4847 nucleotides long. It is a transcript of the gene wdp, whose product is annotated as protein windpipe. Gene Ontology annotation, molecular function: protein binding. The transcript is spliced from 3 exons. Bases 1014 to 2870 code for a protein of 618 amino acids. NCBI's taxonomy places the organism in Eukaryota, Metazoa, Arthropoda, Insecta, Diptera, Cecidomyiidae. The record is from RefSeq and is a predicted model, not a curated record.
AUUCCAAAAUAGUGAGAGAGCAAGAGCGUAAUCCAUCGAAACGGGUGUAAGCGGUUUGCGUUCGACGAAACGUUUGCACAGUCGAAAACAUGUGUUGAGAGCGUUAUGAUCGUUACUUAUUCAUGAAUUGAAGAGGAAAAAAAUCGUCUUUUUUUUUUAGCCGGCAAUUUAUUAAUUCGACGAUUUGAAAACGAGCCAUUUUUACACGCCGCUAUUUUGUUAAAAAAAAAAAAAUUACAAGACCUAUUCUCGCCAUUUUGGCCAGUAAGUGAAAAAGUGGGUUUUUUUUUCGUUAAAAAAAAAGAAAUUUUCGCAAAUCGUUUUUUUUUUCGCCAAUUUUUUGUGGUUGAUAAGAAGAGCAACGAAAAAAGAAACGGUUUCAUUUCGGUUGUGUCCGUGCGUGUUUGUGUGUGAUUUUUUCUUUUUGCAUUUGAUUCUAGUGAAUAAUUUCGCCGAAUCACUCUCGAAGCAACAAAAAAAAACGGUGAAUAGAAAGGCGAGAGAGUGAACGAGCUUGUUAAUAUUUGCACGGAACUUUUUUUUUCUGUCUUCUUUCGUUUGAAUUUUUGCUCGAUUUUCUUUUCGGCAAAGUAACAUAAAUUACACACAACCAACAGCAACAACAACAAAUUUUUUGAAGAAUAAACGCCUUGGAAUCCAUGUGAUCAUUCGACAGAAAGAAAAAGAGGGAGAGAAAGAGACGAUACUGUGCAUUGUUAAGACUGAACAAACGGUUGAGAUAAUUCGCAAUUUUCAUCUUGGCAAACAAACCCAGCCCAGAUAACAACACUAUCAAUUUUUUCUAUCGCUCGCUCGUUCGUUCGCUUCCUUCAACGCCAAGUGUGUGUUACAUUUGUCGUUGUCAACUUCUUUUUGGCACAAUUCUUAUUUGCGCCCGUCAUUAUUUGCCACUGCGGAGAAAAAACGAUCCAGAUAAUUUUCCCGAGAGCGACUAAUUCGUUGUCAUUUGGUGCGUGUGUGCGAGAGAAUACGAAAACAAAUAUAAAAAAAAAAUGAAAGUGCGUUUAGAGUAUGUGUCGUUCUAUCUAUUGAUCGGUAUACUAUUGCCGGCAAUUGGAUUGGGCGAUGCAUUCACCUGUCCGGACAAUUGUUCAUGCUCGGAAAUUCAGCGUAAGCGUUACAAUUACAAUCAUGCCAAAUGCACAUCGCUGGACGGUCUACGGCAAUUGGGCAAAACAUCGGAAUUGCAUUCGUUGGAUUUGUCAUCGAUGAAUUUAACCAAAAUCAAUAAUCAAUUGGACAAAUUAUCGAAUUUAUCGAAAUUGGAUUUGAGCGAUAAUCAUUUGUCGGAGAUAAGUAAUUUGCAUCAGCGACGUAUACGUGUGUUGAAUAUCAGCGGUAAUCGUAUAACGUCGGGGAAAUUGGCGAAAAUCCCAUGGACGGUGAAACAUUUGAAUUUGUCACACAAUGACAUCACCAUUUUGCCGGAAAUGUUUAAGCGUUUUGUGCACUUGAAAUCACUGGAAUUGGCCGAUAACCCGUUGAAUUGUACGUGCGAAACGUUGGAAAUACGAAAUUGGUUGCAAGAACGUCAGGUGUAUACGGAGAAAGCGAUUCGAUGCAUGGCACCGUUACAAUUCAAAGGUCGUUCAUGGUUACAAAUUCGCCAGUCAGAAGUGUGCGAUCCAAAUGGAUUGGAACCACCACGAAUGCUACCAUUUUCCGAUGGUACGGACGAUGAGAAUGAUUUAAUGUUGGGCGAUGAUCCAAAUGCUGGCUUUGAAAAUGGAUUUGAGGGUGAAUAUUUACCCGUUUCGGCAAAUCAACGCACAAAACGAACCGAUGCGACCGCCGACAGCGAAGAAGAUUAUAUCAAUGAUGAUGAUAACAAUGACGAAGGUUCGGGCAGUGAACCAGAGGAAAUGGUGACAAAAAGCGAUAGUACAACUGAAGCGUAUGAAGGUUCUGGUGAUGAUGGUGAAAUUACCUCACAACUACCAAAUACCGAUGAUGAUGCGGCCAGCAAUGAAACACUCUCUGGUGAAAAUGACAAGACAUCGGAAGAUACCACCGAUAUCGGACCGUCGAGUCUUAAUAGCCGAGAAAAUACCAGUGCCGAAACAUUGAAUGAAAGUGAAACCUUGGCUCCGGUCACCGAAGAGAUCAUCGUACCAGUGAAAAGUGCCACCAAUGAUGCCGAAUUCAUUGAAACGCCAGAUGGAACAGCGGCGGCCACGAGAAAACAACCCAAACAAAGUGAUGCCACAAAAAUUGAAAAUGAUGAAGUACACGAAAGCAACAGCACAUAUAUUCUGCUAGCCAUUUUGGGCGUUUUGUUAGUUGUCCUGAUUUUGUAUGUGGCCACCAAGCGUAGCCGAACCAAUACGAAAAAUCGCCGAAAUAACAAUGACAUCGAAAGUCCAGCACAGGAACUGAAGAACAUGGACAAAAAUAAUUUGGGCAAACCAAUUCAAAAUCCAGUCGAAUUUAUACCGUUAAUACCGGAAAAACAUGAUCCAGAACGCAAAACGAAUUUGUGCAACGGUGAAGAGCCGCUGCUACAGAAAUUGACCGAAGUCGAAAAUGAAAAUGAGACGACGGACGAUGGCAAACAAAAGGCUGCUGCAGAUGACAAACAACCGGCCAAUGGAAAUGCACAACAAUUGAAUGGCAACGCAAAACCCGUACAAAAUGGCGUUCACCCUGGCAAUGAUGAUAAUGCAGCAAACGAUCCACAAUUCCAACCCAUCUCACCGAAACCAUCCAGAUACAGUCCGGUAUAUUCACAUGAUACUGGCCGUGUCAAGAUCAAACUAAGCGAAACCAGCCGACCAAAAACUCCGAUUCUCGUGACCCGAUCAAGAUCAAAUGCUGGCGACAAUAAAUUCGACAACACAAUCAGUCAAUAGCGCGACGAGUAACGGCGCGUUUGUUGUUUGAGUAGAGAUUUUCAACUGUGUAAAAAAAAUGAGGAGAACGAAAUAGGAGGAAAUGAGAAAAUGGAGAAGAACAUGAACGACGAAAUAGAAAAAAAAAAUAUGAGAAAUGAAAUGGAAAAAGGAAUGAAUUAGAAAAACUGAUCAAAAGUGAGACGAUUUCAAAGAAACAAUAUGAAAUUGAUUUAACAACAAUAAUAAUAACAUAAAAAGAAGAAUUACCAGCAAAAUGCAAAUUUCAUGCAAAUUCUCAAACAUUCAUUCGGAAUUGGGAGGAAAUCGCUGAAAAACAAAUUGAAUUCAUGUCGCAAUGUAUGAAUGUGUGUGUGUGUGUGUGUGUGUGUGUGCAUGUGGUUGCGAGUGCAUGGGUGCGAAUGACAAAAAUGUAAAAUUUGCAGCUAAAAUAUACGAAUCGAAAAGAACAUCACGUCAAUUAAGCAUAAUUAUUUUAAAAAAUGAACAACCUCUUUAUUUUCUCUAGAACCUAUAUAACAACAACAACAACAACAUGAAAUUAGGCUAAUAAAUGCGUAGUAAGAAUUCUUUUGGGCAAUUUUCAAUCCGUUUUUUUUUGUUUUGCUUGUUUUUUCGUUGACACUCAUCGAACUCACACCAUAUUUUAUGUUAUUUGUUAGGUGUAUUUGAACAUCUAGGGACGUUCAUCCCUUACGAAGGAGAGAGACUAGGGACGUUUAUCUCCUAAGAAGGAUAAAAAGCAUGAGAUAAAUGCACUUAGAUCAAAAUGAGACCAACAUUUCGGCGGAAUAAUCAAUCAAAUUUCAAGUUCCGAAGAAUUUGGUGGAAUAAUCCGAAAUGUUCGGCCGAAUUGAUAAAUAACACAUUUUGCUUAGAAAUUAAUUGCCACAAUUAAGACAUUUAAAACGAAAAAAAGACACAUGAUUUUUUAAUGCAAAAAUGCAAUUUUUUCCUCGAAUAAAAAAAAAAACGUCAACAAGAAGACGUCAUUGAAGACGCCAAUUUUAUUUCAUAAGUGAAUGAUAAAAAGAAAGUAACAAAUUUCAUACAUUUUAACCUUGGUUUUCUUUCAAAAUUCAAUUUAUCGAAUGUAAUUUUUGCACUAGGUGUAUUGAAUCAUUAUGAUAAGCCGAACAUUUCAAUGGGAUUCUGUGUGUUUGUGUAAUUUAUCGUCAUUUAAAUGGGUCAAAUGAAGAAACAAAGAGAAAAAGAAGAAAAUCCAUUCAUUUUCCAGUUGAAAAUGAGAACACUUUAAAUCCAGCCAUCAGCCGCACUAAUGAGUUUUUGUGUCAUUUUGAUCGCUCUUUUUACCGCUAAUAUUUACAUAAAGCGAACAAGAAAAAAAAAACAUUUGCAAACCAAAGACAUGAUCAAGUCGCCAUCACAGUGAUAACACUAAUCAUUUAAAAAAAAAGAAGAGGAACAAAUGUUGCAAUGAACAAAUACGGCAAGGAACGAAACGAGAAGAAUGAAUGGCAAAAAAAAUGUUCGUCGCAUUUAGAGAGCAAAAAGAAAAAACGGGGGAAAAAAAUCGAAGGAAAAUAGUUAAUGAUUCGAAAUUCGUUGAUUUUAAAACAAUAAAUGAUAAGAAUUUCAAGCCGUUUCUCAUCAAAAUCACACAUCAUUUCUCCUCGUUUUUUUUUACCCGGCCAAAAUUUUCUCUGCGACAAAGGAAAACAAAACAAGAUUUUGAACAAAUUCAACAUUGCACUCGAGAGACGAACGUGAGAAAGGGAAAGAAAGAGAAAGAAAAUUUCUUCUAUAUUCUUUUUUUUGUUUGCAAAUACUUAAAGAAAAAAAAAGAUGUUUUUUUGAAUAUUUUAGAUUAAUGAGAACUCGUUUAAGGUUUGAUCCUAUUAUGCUUACGAUUGUAUUGAGUUUUUAAUGUGUAAAUUAUUCAUUCAUAAAGAAAAAAGAGAAAGAGAGAGAGAGAAUUAAGAGAAAUAUAAUAAAAAAUUUAUAAAUUAGAAAAUA